CACUUCUCAACACCACAACAGCCUCGACAACGGCCUCAAUAUGGCUUUAGACUCUCGAUCAGCUUAUUCUUUGAGCGUCCUCGCUGCGCACCCUGACGAAGCCUCCGAGCCGCGCACCGAACUCCAAUCCAAGCUCAGGGAAUUCAUUCUCGCCUUCCAGAUCGAUGGAAUAUACAUCUACCGUGAUCAGGUCCGGGAGAACGUCCUGGUCAAGCAAUACUUCUGCGAUGUCGACUUGAGCCAUCUGAUCUCCUACAACGAAGAGCUCGCCCACCGCUUAACCACCGAUCCCUCCGGCACCAUUCCUUUAUUCGAAGCCGCAUUGAGACAGUGCUCGCAGAGAAUCGUCUUUCCACACACCCCAAACAUUGAUCUCCCUCAACAUCAGCUUCUCCUGCAUUCUUCGGUCGACCAGACAUCCAUUCGUGACCUCAACGCCACUAACGUCUCACACCUCGUCCGCAUCCCUGGUAUCGUCAUUGGCGCAUCCACACUCUCCUCCAAAGCCACACUACUGAACAUUCAGUGCCGAAAUUGCGACCAUGUCCAGACGCUUGGAGUGGAAGGCGGCUUCACAGGCAUCACACUGCCUCGAACAUGUGGAAGAAUAAAAGUCCCGGGCCAAGAGUCCGGAGACCCAUGUCCACUAGACCCCUAUUUUGUCGUCCACGAGAACUCCCAGUUCAUGGACCAGCAGAUCCUAAAGCUGCAAGAAGCUCCUGACCAAGUUCCCGUCGGUGAACUACCACGCCAUAUCCUCGUCUCGGCUGAUCGUUACCUGACGAAUCGAGUCGUCCCCGGCUCGAGGUGUACGGUCAUAGGCGUCUUCUCAAUCUACCAGCAGAACAAAGGUUCCAAGAAAGAAGCAAUAGCGAUUCGAAACCCCUAUCUCCGAGCCGUUGGUAUCUCAACAGAUGUGGACCACUCGGCGAGUGGGGCGUCAUUUUCGGACGAAGAGAUCCAAGAAUUCGAAGAAAUGGCACGAUCACCAGACCUAUAUGAUCGAUUUGCCCGCUGCAUCGCGCCCUCAAUCUACGGGAACGUCGACAUCAAGAAGGCCAUUGCAUGUCUAUUGAUGGGCGGUUCCAAGAAAAUCCUGCCGGACGGCAUGAGACUCCGAGGAGACAUCAACGUCCUCCUUCUCGGUGACCCAGGUACGGCGAAAUCGCAACUUCUGAAAUUCGUGGAGAAGGUUUCUCCAAUCGCAAUCUACACCUCCGGCAAAGGCUCUUCAGCAGCCGGUUUAACUGCCUCCGUACAGCGAGACACGCAGACCCGGGAAUUCUACCUCGAAGGCGGCGCCAUGGUCCUCGCGGACGGCGGCGUGGUCUGUAUCGACGAGUUCGACAAGAUGCGAGACGAAGACCGUGUUGCUAUUCACGAAGCCAUGGAACAACAGACGAUAUCUAUUGCGAAAGCAGGCAUCACAACAAUUCUCAAUGCACGCACAUCAGUCCUGGCCGCUGCAAAUCCCAUCUUCGGCCGCUACGACGAUCUCAAAUCCCCUGGCGAGAACAUCGAUUUCCAAACGACCAUCCUCUCGCGGUUUGACAUGAUUUUCAUCGUACGAGACGACCACGACAGAAAUCGUGACGAGACCAUCGCCAAGCACGUGAUGGGCAUUCAUAUGGGCAAUCAAGGUGUCGAGGAGCAAACCGACGUCGAGAUCCCCGUGGAGAAGAUGAAGAGAUACAUCAGUUUUUGCAAAUCACGCUGCGCACCUCGCCUAUCAGCCGCGGCGGCAGAGAAACUUUCUUCCCACUUCGUCUCGAUCCGCGACCGCGUCGCUCGCGCCGAGAGGAACAGCAACGUGCGCUCUUCCAUCCCCAUCACUGUCCGUCAAUUGGAGGCCAUCAUCCGUAUCACCGAGUCCCUCGCCAAGAUGACAUUGUCUACCAUCGCCGAGGAACACCAUGUCGACGAGGCCAUCCGGCUCUUCCUCGCCAGUACCAUGGACGCCGUGUCGCAGGGUGAAGGCGCAGGUGGGAUGAGCGCGAAUAGAGAACUCAUGGACGAAGUGGGCAAGGUCGAGGAAGAGUUGAGACGGCGCCUGCCCAUCGGUUGGAGCACCAGCCUCGCCACACUGCGAAGGGAGUUCGUUCAGGGGAGAGGGUACAGUGAAGCCGCGCUGGCGCGGGCUUUGCAUGUUCUACAGCGGCGGGAGACAUUUCGACUGAGGAGUGGCGGAAGUCAAGUGUAUAGGAGUGGUGUAUGAUUUUGUCUAGAUAUGGUUGAUGCACUGUUACGAAAGGAGUCCUGUCUGGUAGGCGAGGUGGAUCAUAUCUUUCAGGCGUUAUUGAAGGGUUUACAGUAAUCACGCAUCAUGAUUAGAAGGUCCGCAAGUGCUGAACCUUCCUUGUACAAGGAAAUGAUAUAAUGUC
This is a messenger RNA of Exophiala xenobiotica, 2381 nucleotides long. RefSeq lists its product as uncharacterized. The transcript has 2 exons. Gene Ontology annotation, cellular component: nucleus; MCM complex. Gene Ontology annotation, molecular function: ATP binding; 3'-5' DNA helicase activity; DNA replication origin binding. The coding region runs from base 41 to 2215 and encodes 724 amino acids. NCBI's taxonomy places the organism in Eukaryota, Fungi, Ascomycota, Eurotiomycetes, Chaetothyriales, Herpotrichiellaceae. The record is from RefSeq and is a predicted model, not a curated record. Gene Ontology annotation, biological process: double-strand break repair via break-induced replication; DNA replication; DNA replication initiation.